Molecule: messenger RNA, 492 nt
Organism: Acaulospora colombiana
Lineage: Eukaryota; Fungi; Glomeromycota; Glomeromycetes; Diversisporales; Acaulosporaceae
Source: the annotation of a GenBank genome assembly
CCUGAUCCAGACGUGCUUCCACGGAUAUGGUGGUGCGCCACCGGACCACUCGCCUUCCUCCCAAUCCAUGCAGCUGGAAUAUAUGGUCCGGAAUCGGGAGAUUCACAGCUCAUCUCUUAUCCGUCAUCCAAUCCUCAGCACCUGGAGCAUCUUCUAUUCCCAAUACCAAACGUGAAUUGGACUUUAUCCGACAACGCCUCGCCGGUCGCGACCAUAUCAUGCUCGAAGGCGAGGCAGCCAGAUGAACCGACAAAGAGUGCGCUUCUUCUCCAAGACGGCCACCUUACGCUCGAGGAAAUCAUCAAACUCGAACUUCCUCGAGCCGAGUUUGCGUUCUUAUCCGCUUGUCAAACAACGGCAGGAGACGAAAAUCUGUCGGAGGAAGCGCUCGCGCCUGUGGUGACGGACGAGUUCUAUAGACAUAUCAUGAAGGAAGGGGACCGACCCGACCCCAGGAAGGCGGCAGAGGCGUUGCACAUGGCUAUACAAAAA